AUGAAGGAUAUGUUUGGUCAGAAAGACAGAACUGAUAUAUUUGGAAAUAUCAGAUCUCUAUAUGGCUACAAAAUGGAUCAAUUGGAUAGAUUGAGCUCUCCAUAUCUACAAUACUUAGCCACAUAUAUGAUUCUGAACUCAUUGCCAAAGUCUUAUGAUACUUUCAUCAUAAACUAUAACUUGAAUGGGUGGGAUAAGCCUAUCUCAGAGUUGCACUUGUUCCUGAAAGUUGUUGAGAAAAACAUCCAAAGUAAAACCCCAGAGGUGCUCAUGAUUUGUGAAGGGCAGAUCAAGAAAAAGAAACACGAAAAGAACUUCAAGGGUAAGCCACAAGAUGGAGAAGUAGUGGCGGCAACGGGUGCUCUGUAUUUAGCAGAUAAGGAGGUGGUUGGAGGGUCACGUGCGACGGCGACAACAGCUGAUGGUGAAACAGCCACAUGGUGGCGAUGGAAACGACGAGACCCCGACGGUAGCACAGGUUCGCGAUGGUGGCUUAGGUGGUGCAAGGUGGCGACGAGGAAGCUAGAAGCGGCGGCCGGAUGGAGGGGAUAUAAGGGUAAAUGCAAAUAUUGGAAAUGGUUGGAUAUAGAACCUGUACUAAUGCCUCUAAUGGAAGUGGUGGAGGGAAUGAAAGCUGAAUUAGUAGCAUUGAAGACCGAACUAGAGAAGGUGAAGGAAGCCAUGAAACAACUGAAGAAGGAAAACCAUUAUCUUAACUUCUUGUUGGAAUGGAAUGAAGUAACUUUGACUGGAAUGGAAUCACAAAGAAAAUAUUACCUCCUUCCACUUCUACCAACUGGGGCCCUUCUUCUUGGCACGAGGACUGCAGGCGGUGGUGGAGGUGGUUGGACUGCAGGUGGUGGUGGAGGAGGUGGUGGUGGAGGAGGUUGUUGGGCUGUAGGUGCUGGUGGUGGUGGAGGAGGUUGUUGGGUUGCAGGUGGUGGUGUUGGAGGUGGUUGGGCUGCAGGUGGUUGUCCUUCAUUGCCCUUGGAUAAACAUGGGUCUGGUCUACUGCCCCUGGAUGAACUUGAUACUGCAAACAAAAAUUAA
This is a messenger RNA of Lactuca sativa (garden lettuce), 1050 nucleotides long. The record is from RefSeq and is a predicted model, not a curated record. NCBI's taxonomy places the organism in Eukaryota, Viridiplantae, Streptophyta, Magnoliopsida, Asterales, Asteraceae.